CUAUAGUAAGGACAGUGUCACUUUUCGACGUUGUUGUCGUUUUUUUUGUAAUUUAAAAUAACUGUUCGUGUUUUAAAAUGAUUAUAGAAAUAUUAAUAUUCCUAGUAACAUUUAUUGUCGGGUAUUUCUUUUAUCUUCAUAAACUAGCGAAAGAUACUUUUAGAAAAUACGAUGUGAAAUUCGUACCCGGUUGGCCCGUAUUUGGCAAUGCUUAUAACAGUACGAUGAUGAAGAAACACUUGAUAGAAGACAUCGAUGCCGUUUAUAGAGCUUUCCCUGAUGAAAAAUAUGUAGGCUACAUCGAGGCCACACAGCCAAUACUCCUAAUCCGCGACCCCGAUCUGAUCAAGAACCUGACGGUGAAGGAUUUUGAUCACUUCAUGGAUCACAGGCAGUUCUUCCCUGAGGAUAUCGAGCCUUUGUUUGGAGGCAGCGUGCUUAUGUUGCAAGGUGAAAAUUAAAAUGUAUUUUAUAUUAUGUAUAAGCCUUGCAUAUUUUUUUUAAUGCGUAAGUUUAGGUAUUGAAUGGUAAAUGUCUUGCGUUACAGCAUUUAAUCUCGUAAGCUGGCUCCACUAUUUC
This is a messenger RNA of Hyposmocoma kahamanoa, 579 nucleotides long. Its product is annotated as cytochrome P450 9e2-like. The record is from RefSeq and is a predicted model, not a curated record. NCBI's taxonomy places the organism in Eukaryota, Metazoa, Arthropoda, Insecta, Lepidoptera, Cosmopterigidae. The transcript has 2 exons. The coding region runs from base 78 to 461 and encodes 127 amino acids. Gene Ontology annotation, molecular function: oxidoreductase activity, acting on paired donors, with incorporation or reduction of molecular oxygen; monooxygenase activity; heme binding.